GGGGGUUUUUAUGUCAGCUUCUAUGUUUUCCUUCCAUUAUUAGUUAGAUAAUUAUUUGUUACCAUUAUACAUCAUAGAAUGGAAAAUUCUUAAUCUGCCUGUCUGCAUUAGUAUCAUAAUGUGCCAUGUAUAUAUUUAUGUACGUAAAAUACCUUCUCUGAAUGCUUGGCAUUUUCUCUUGCAGUCACGUGAGGUGGAAAACUGCCCAUCUCUAAUCUUUAAGGACAUGAUUACAAUACUGCUUUCUGUUUUGGACAUGUAUUUUAAUACUGCUGCAAUCAUUGCUUUGUAGCAGCUGGCGUAUACUGAACAUGUGUUGUCUUGACUCCUGUGGUUUGCAUAUUUCAAGAUACAGUUGGUAACUAGAGCCAGUUCAGUUAUUUGCUUCCUUCCCUGUCUGAGAAGCUUUGGUAUUAUUUUUAUCACUACAUCAUUAUUUUUCUUGUGUCUUCAUAAAGAAACCUGAUGGUUCUUAUGGCAGUGGUGAGAUAUGACAGUGUUAAUUUAUUUUCAUUAGGCCAGGUAAAUAAGUAAAUCCAGCCUGGCAUGGAAUAAAAAUAUUUUCUUAUUUACCUAAACUUAAAAUAAUAACAAGGAGCAGAAUAACAAUUUAACGUUAAAUUUUUAAUUGCUUUGUCCCAGUCUUCAGCCCCAUCCUUAAAAGCAUGAGAUCAUCCUCUAUAGGGAAAUGUGUAUUCUACUUGACAGAACAUGACAUCACUGCAUUACCUAAACCAAGAUGAGGCAAUUCUUAGUAGUCUGUUAGAAUCAGCACCAGCUGAGCAUUGCUGUUACUCUGACUAGUGCUUUAGAGCAGAAAACAUAACUGCUGGUUAAAACGUACAUUUGAGUGCCUAGUAACAAAAAGGAUAUCUCUUUGUGGAUGUCUUUUGUUCUUUAAAAAAGUGCAGGUGAAUUGGUGCUCAGAAAUUGAUGGAUAUUAAAGUUUUCAGGGAAUUUCCUGUGUGCUGCUAAUUUAUGUGAUAACAGUUCUUAAGUCUGGAAUCAUUUUGUGAGCAAGAAAAUAUCUCAUUUACAUCAGUGCUCCAAGAUACAAGGACGUAGUAUUCAGAGUAACUAGAUCUGACAAUUGAGAGCCAUAAUGGCAGACACAGGAGAUGGCCCACAUUCAGGGGAAGAUCUGGCAGACGCAAAAUCUAUUCCUAGAGGUUCCAAAGGAAAGAACCUAUCUGCUAGCAAGUCCAUGGACUCUGGAAUUGUGCCGGACCACAGUUACAGAAUGGAUUAUCCAGAGAUGGGGGAAUGUGUAAUAAUAAACAAUAAGAACUUCCACAGAAAGACUGGGAUGUUAGCCCGUUCGGGUACAGAUGCGGAUGCUGCAAGUGUCAGAGAAGUUUUUAUGAAGCUGGGGUAUAAAAUAAAGAUCAACAAUGAUCUUUCAUGUGUGGACAUUUUUGAACUAUUGAAACGUGUUUCUGAAGAAGACCACAGCAACCGAAGCAGUUUUGUUUGCGUGUUGCUAAGCCAUGGUGAUGAAGGAGUCAUCUAUGGUACAGAUGGCCCUCUUGAACUGAAAGUACUAACAAGCCUUUUCAGAGGUGACAGGUGCAGAAGUUUAGCAGGAAAACCCAAGCUCUUCUUCAUUCAGGCUUGUAGAGGGACAGAAUUAGAUUCUGGUAUUGAGACAGACAGUGGAUCAGAAGAAACGAUGUGUCAGAAAAUACCUGUAGAAGCAGAUUUCCUCUAUGCAUAUUCCACAGCUCCAGGCUAUUACUCCUGGAGGAAUGCAGCUGAGGGCUCCUGGUUCAUUCAGUCACUUUGUAAAAUGCUGAGGGAACAUGCAAGGAAACUUGAACUCAUGCAGAUUUUAACUCGUGUAAAUCGCAAAGUAGCAGAGUACGAGUCCUUCUCAACUCGGCAGGAUUUUAAUGCAAAGAAACAGAUUCCAUGCAUUGUCUCUAUGCUUACCAAAGAAUUUUACUUCCCUUCGUAAAAAAAAAAAAAAAUCACCUUGUAAUUUUUCA
Pezoporus flaviventris is the source of this 1985-nucleotide messenger RNA. It is a transcript of the gene CASP3, whose product is annotated as caspase 3. Lineage: Eukaryota; Metazoa; Chordata; Aves; Psittaciformes; Psittacidae. The transcript is spliced from 8 exons. The record is from RefSeq and is a predicted model, not a curated record. Bases 1103 to 1954 code for a protein of 283 amino acids. Gene Ontology annotation, biological process: neuron differentiation; apoptotic process; erythrocyte differentiation. Gene Ontology annotation, cellular component: cytoplasm.